ACGAAGCAGCAUUAAACCAUCAGAGCUCUGAGAUGAAACACACUUUGCUCUGCUUCAUCUUCCUCACAGCACUUCAGGAUGGAAACACUGGUUUGGUCAAAGCACAAACUCUCACUCACAGAGCAGAGGAAGGAGGAAGCAUCACAGUUGGGUGCAACUUUUAUUUCUCUGGAAGCAGGAAACUCUUCUGUAAGGAAAAAUGUGAAAAUGGAAACAUUCUUCUUGAAACAUCUGAUGAUGCAGCUCAGAACGGCAGAUACAGCAUUAAAUAUGAAAACUCAUAUAAUAUUAUGUAUGUGAGCAUCACACAGCUGAAACAGUCUGACUCAGGAUGGUACAGGUGCUCUUUGGAUAGAACUUUGGCUCCAGAUGGAAACUAUGAUUUUGAGCUGAUUGUCACAGAAGCUUCAACCACUUCAACACCAAACGGGACUCUGAGACCUUUUUCAGCUUCAGUGUUUCUCUCAUCAGCCUCCACACCACCAACAGCACAGAGUUUAAGCUCAACUUCAGGAAGCUCCACACCUUCAUCAGCGUCCUCUGAAACCAAACAUGCAGAUUUUCUGAUUUAUGUGGGUCUGAUUCUGCUCGUUAUGAUCGUCGUCUUAUCAGCAGCUCUGCUGAUUUUCUACAUGAAGAGGAGGACCACUAAACCCAGAGGACCUCCUGUGGAAACAGAGUAUGCUGACAUGCAGGCAGAUAACCUCUGCUACGCUGAAGUGCAUUUUCCCCACAUUCCUGUCACCAGCAGCGCCCCCUGUGGUGAAGCAACUGAUGUUGUCUACUCAAUGCCUCAGGUGGACCUGAGUACUGCCAUCCUCACCAAAGAUGCUUCACCUCCUCUGUACGCUACUGUUGCCUCACUAUGAAUUACAUCAGUAGUGUUUUUUUUAAAUCUGUCCUGUCGCGCAGAAUAAUGGUCUGAAUGCUUUGUUGUGCCAAACAUAUUUGCUUUCCCAAGAGGAGCACCAUAGACUCUUUUUAGGUUUUUGUUUUAUUUAUUUAUUUUAUUUUAUUAUUCAUAUUUUUCUCUGUAUAGAUAUUAAGCUGGAAUGGACAGGGGGUGAGGGAUGAAUUGGCAAAAGACAGGAGAAGAAAUCAGAGGACUAGAAGAAGAAAAAGGAAAGAAAAACGAGAGAAAACAAUGAGGGUGGGGGAAAAAUCGAGUUUGAAGUAUGCAGUUAUAUAGCCUGAGGUUAAAGUUGUUUUUAUUAGAGCUGCUUAUAAUUUAGCUCAACAGAUAUAUAAUAUAAAAAUGUUGCUUUUAUGAUUCUGGAUGAAUUUAGUGAAACGAUUGCAGAAAACAGACUGCUUGGAAACAAGAUAUCUUUCAAGGAAGACGAAAAGUGAAGAGAUGCAGUAAUCUACAUGUUUUUAAUGAAAAUAAACAUGAACAUUGGCACUUUU
This is a messenger RNA of Maylandia zebra (zebra mbuna), 1407 nucleotides long. RefSeq lists its product as uncharacterized. Gene Ontology annotation, cellular component: cell surface. Gene Ontology annotation, molecular function: signaling receptor activity. The record is from RefSeq and is a predicted model, not a curated record. Lineage: Eukaryota; Metazoa; Chordata; Actinopteri; Cichliformes; Cichlidae.